AAUGUCUUAUUCAUCUUUUGCCACACGUACCACGGCUCAACCAUUGUGCUGCUGUGGGGUCAAAGCCACACUUAAAUACUCAACUACAGCAAAAAACCCUGGCCGGCCAUUCUUAGGGUGUCCAAAGUACAACACAGAGGGAUUACCCUUCUGCAAGUUUUUCCAGUGGGCAGAUAGUAAUCAAGUGACUGAGCUCCAGCUCCAAGAAAGAAUCAUGCUCUUGUUACAGAGGGAGAAAGAUCUGGAGAAAAUAGUCCAUCUUCUCGAGAAAAGGGAGAUCGACCUGCGGAAGAUAGUGGAUCAGCUUGAGAAGGAGUUGGUGCGUCACACAGAAGAUGGAGAUCUUCAGAGGGAGAGGAAACUGAGUUCUUCACUUUUUAGUGGUUUUGCAUUAGUGGUAGUAUUAAUUUGUAUUGGACGUUUGAUGCUCUUCUAUUAGAGGAGAGGGUACUGAAUUCCAGCCUAGUGUUGUAAUUAGUAGAUUUCGUAGCAUAUAUUUUCUGGUUGAAGCUUUUCUAGGUCUUUUGGUGGUUUUGGUUUUUGUAUCUAAAUGCACUGAGUAAUCAUCUGUAACUUGCCCCAUUUUGUUGGAGUAUGUAAUGCACUCCACAUUAUUUAUUCUUGACUAAUGUAGUAACCAAUCUUAUUGUAAUGAGAUUGGGUCUUAUAUUUCUUGUUAAACC
Carya illinoinensis is the source of this 683-nucleotide messenger RNA. RefSeq lists its product as uncharacterized. Bases 2 to 439 code for a protein of 145 amino acids. Gene Ontology annotation, molecular function: zinc ion binding. The record is from RefSeq and is a predicted model, not a curated record. Lineage: Eukaryota; Viridiplantae; Streptophyta; Magnoliopsida; Fagales; Juglandaceae. The transcript is spliced from 2 exons.